Messenger RNA from Xiphophorus hellerii (green swordtail), 3566 nucleotides. RefSeq names its product voltage-dependent calcium channel gamma-4 subunit-like. The coding region runs from base 735 to 2090 and encodes 451 amino acids. NCBI's taxonomy places the organism in Eukaryota, Metazoa, Chordata, Actinopteri, Cyprinodontiformes, Poeciliidae. Gene Ontology annotation, biological process: neurotransmitter receptor transport, postsynaptic endosome to lysosome; transmission of nerve impulse; regulation of AMPA receptor activity. Gene Ontology annotation, cellular component: postsynaptic density membrane; AMPA glutamate receptor complex. The record is from RefSeq and is a predicted model, not a curated record. Gene Ontology annotation, molecular function: channel regulator activity; voltage-gated calcium channel activity. The transcript has 5 exons.
UCUCGCAUCGCUUGUUCUUUUUUUGCUUUCUCUCUCUUUGUGGAGGCAAACCAGCUUCUCUUAUUUACAAGGGGGCUUGCUUUUGCUGUUGGCUACAGGUUACAGGUUUUGGAUAUUUGCUUUUUUUUAACUGACAAAGAAAUCAUUUUAGAUUGAAAAAGGCUUGUAUUCACAGGGAAUGCUUUUGCACAGAAGCAUCCCCUGGUUUUCAAACUCAUUUCUCAUCUGUUAGUCGAAUUCACCGCCCACCUCAUCUCGUCUUCUUCUUUCAGUGUUUGGUUUCUUCACUUUAUAUUCCCAGUCCUUUGAUUCUGUUCAUCUCUCUCUCUCUUUUGUCUUUUCUGGCAGUCUCUCUCAUUUGCUCCCUCCUCACCCCACCUUCCCAACGCCACCUCCUUCUUGCCUCUCUCAGUUGCAGAAGAUGACUGCCACGGCAAUUCAAUAAGAGGAGCGGACAGCGAGUGAAGCACCCACCACUUGCUAAGAACAAGCGAAGGAGUGGCCAAAAUUUAAAAAAGAAAAAGAAAAACAGAAAAAACUAAAAAGAAAAGAGACCGCAAAGAAGUAGGAAAGGUUCAGAUUCGAGGAAGUGGCAGUGAAAAGAGAGAAGGAGAAAGGGGAGAGAAAGCAAAGGAUAAACGGUGGAUGGAGGCGGUUCGGACCGGGGUUACGAAGCUCUCUUCACUGACGAAGAAGAAGAACAGCAGCAGCAACAGCAGCAGGGGGGACAGGAGAUGGAGACGAAAGGAAGAAGCAUGCCCCCAGACGUCAGUUUCCUUCCACGCCCUGCGAUGGUUUGGUGGGAACGAGGCAUCCAGGUGCUGUUGACCACCAUGGGGGCCUUUGCGGCAUUUGCUCUCAUGACGGUGGCCAUCGGCACAGAUUACUGGCUGUAUGCCCGCGCAUUCAUCUGCAACAGCACAGCCAACUCCUCCCAGGAGGAUUCCUCCAGCAACAAGGACAAGAAAGACCCCGGGGCUCUCACCCACUCUGGCCUCUGGAGGAUUUGCUGCCUUGAAGGCUUGAAGAGAGGUGUGUGUUCCCAGAUCAAUCAUUUUCCCGACGACGCAGACUAUGACCAAGAUGCUGCAGAGUAUCUGCUUCGUGUGGUUAGAGCUUCCAGUAUCUUUCCAAUCCUCAGUGCCAUAUUGCUCCUGUUGGGCGGCGUGUGUGUUGCUUCCAGCGGCUUCUACAAAAGCAAAAGGAACAUUAUUCUCGGAGGAGGAAUUCUUUUUGUAGCAGCAGGGCUUAGCAACAUCAUUGGCGUGAUAGUAUACAUCUCUGCAGCUCUCAGCGACAUUUCUCCAAAGAAAGAUGAGGAUAAGAAGUGGCACUACUCUUAUGGCUGGUCAUUUUACUUUGGCGGUCUGUCCUUCAUCCUGGCUGAGAUGGUUGGAGUCCUGGCUGUCAACAUCUACAUUGAGAAGAACAAGGAGCUGCGCUGUCGCUCUCGCACUGACCUUUUCAAGAGCACCACCCAUGCCAUGCUGCGUCUGCCCAGCUACCGCUUCAGGCGGCGCUCCCGCUCCAGCUCCCGCUCCACUGACCCACCUCGUUCACAGGAGACUUCCCCCGUUGGAGCUUCCAAGACCUUCACUCUUCCUCCGUCUGCUCCUCCUUUCUCCGUUGCCACUCUGCCCAACCCACACCACAGCAGCAGUGGCGGGAGUGCUGGAGGUGGUGGUGACAUCUCCAUGUACACCCUGUCAAGGGACUCCAAGCUGGGGAGCCUGGGAGGAGGCGCCCCGCCUCUCUACGGCACAGUGGACCGGGCCACGCUUUAUCAGCUUCACAAUUACUUCCCGAAAGAUUCCAGCGGCAGCAGUGGAGGCGCAGGAGGAGGGCCGGUGAUAAGCAGUGGUACGCUCCCAUCUCACUCCAAGUCCAACUUGGCGGCUGCAGCAGCUGCUGCUAAUGCUGCCCCACUGAAUACCUCCACCGCAGCUGCUGCGCCGGCCCCGUCAGCCCCAAUCUCAACAGCUACAAUGGAGCGAGACAGGGGCAACGUUGGAACCCUGGACCGGCUGACAGCCAAAAGGGACAGGGAUAGCAACUCCGAUACACUUAACAGGAAAACAACACCUGUUUAAAGUGGAACCUCACAGAGAAGGGCUAGAAGGGCCUCAAAAAGUAUAAAAAGUUAGGGCUUAAAAUGGGUGGGCAACAUUUCAACAGUAAGGGUUUUUGUCCUUGAGUCUGGGAGUAUCUAGCUGCCAUAGAUAUAAUAUCAUAAACAGUCAUAAAACACCGAAUACUCUGUGGACAUUGAUGACAACUGCCUGCCUUAAAACCAUCGAAACAUUCAAGUCAGUGUUUUAUUCUGUUUACUUUUGUUUUCUCUUUUACUAAACCAAUUGUACAAAUCUGAUCAAAUAACCCCAGGGACAGAAUAGAACAGUUCAUACCUUUAAUUGCCCUGGUAUGAAUCUGUAGAGUUUACUCUUGUAACGUCCCAUCUGGCUUUUAUAAUGUCCGCAAGAGUCCAAAAACACUCAAAGAUGACCAAUAAUAAGACGUGCCAAGAUGAUACAAGCCAUAGUUUUGUCACAUGUCUGUUCAAAGGAACAGAAUGUCACAAAUUAUUGCCACGUGAAGAGCUUUUCAGGGACCAAUUCUAGAUCCUAAGUAGCUGCUUGACCUCUGGUCCACAGAGUAACACCUCACUCACAUCUGGCCUAAUGUUAAUGUCACACAAGGGAGCAGUGUGACUCACUGCAAGACCAUUUAUUUUUAAUGACAUGUUAGAGAAAUAAGUGCGUCCAGGACAGACUUCAAGCUUCACUUUGAAUAGUUCUGUACACUCUAUCACACUGCAUCUGCCUUGCUAAAGCUUUCCUACCCUUUGAGCUUUUUCACAAUUUCUUUGUUUAUAGACACAAACUUUAAUGCAUUUUAUUGGAGUUAUAUGUGCAGCUAACACAAAGUAAUAUAUAAUUGUGAAGUGAAGCCAAAUUAUGCAUCUGUGGGGGAAUUCCCUCAUAUGCAUCUUUUUAAAGAGUGUUACGCUGAUAAAAAUCAAAAAAUUAUUCUUACACUACUAAAUGAAAUCCAGCGAUAUUAACUUCCUUCAGAAUUCACCUAAUUACUGAAUAAUUUGUGAAGCUUAAUGUCACUGUUGAUACACCUUUUCUAUGCAGGCUUCACGUACGUAUAGGGAGAUAUUGCUGAGCAACUGCUAUUAUGACCCCCAUCAUGUUGAGCAUUUCAGUUCCUUUUUCAAUCCAUGAUCUGAAAUAGAAACAGAACAACUGCAAAGUUGUCACGACAUGGAAAAGCAGCCAUGACCCAUUGUAACUCUGGAAUAGCACAAAGUUGACUUUUAUUGAAAAGGUGCAAGAAAAAAAAAGUUUAAAUCAAAGCUUUCAUAGGACAUGUUUUUGGCAAAUUUGAAGGAAGGUUGUGGUUAGGUGAGACCAAAAAUGACUUAAAUCCAAAACACAAUAGCUACAAAUCACUAUGUCACAGCAUCCUUUAAACACUGCCCACAUAAACAUUGUGGUAUCGGGAUCAUGCUAUGGGAAUUCUUUUCAAUUCUUUUCAAUACCAAAUCUAGCCAUACUUUUCAG